Messenger RNA from Colletotrichum costaricense, 945 nucleotides. RefSeq lists its product as uncharacterized. The coding region runs from base 1 to 945 and encodes 314 amino acids. The transcript has 5 exons. The record is from RefSeq and is a predicted model, not a curated record. Lineage: Eukaryota; Fungi; Ascomycota; Sordariomycetes; Glomerellales; Glomerellaceae.
AUGUCGCUCAACCGAAAUACCGAAGACAAGGGCCCUGUGGCACUUGGCAUUGUCAUCUCUAUGUCGGUCCUCAGCACCCUCUUCACCGCUGGUAGACUCUUCGUUAGAGGAAGAAUAUUGAAGCAGUUUCAUCUCGACGACUACUUGAUUGUCGCGUCUGUAAAGUCGGGAGCAAUACUCUGGACCAUUGCUGGCUUUCCUCCUGGUGUCAUGUCUUUUGGACUCCCGAAGCUUGCUGUUGUCGCGCUCCUCACACGGAUCAUGAAUCCUAGCAAAUGGCAUGCUCUUUUCCUGUGGUUCAUCGCCUCAUUCUGUCUCAUCAACUUGAUUGGAUGCGUAAUCAUUCUUUUUGCCCAAUGCCAACCUUCUCAUUCGCAGUGGGACUUUUCAGUCACAGACAAGACGUGCUGGGACAAGUGGAUUCUGGUUUACUUUGCCAUCUACUCUGGAGGCUUCUGCGCGUUUGUAGACCUUUACUUGGCCAUCUAUCCAGCCGUCGUCCUCGCGAAGCUACAGAUGAGUCUCAUCGAUCGUUGCUACAUACAAAUGCUCUCGGCUUCCAAGUCUCGCAAGCUUGGACUUCUCAUAGUCGAGGGCAGCACGAUGAUCAUUGCCGCAUGUAUUCCCGUACUCCAACCCCUCGGCGAGCUCAUCUUUGGCAAGCGCAUUUUCAGUUCUAGUGGAGGACGGUAUACGUAUGAGAACUAUGGUUCGGGUCAGAGUGGUCAACAUCGAUCCGAUAUUGAAAUGUCUCGAUCAAAGGAAGUGCAGAAAAGAGUAGCUAGAAGGCAACACGACGCUGCUGCGAUCAGCUUUGACGAUAGGGUAACAACAACGACGGUCACAAAGGGAAGUCAAGAGAGCAUUCUGCAAGGAAAAAACAUGUACAGAAGUAUUGUAAGAACGGACUUAAUCAGCAUCAGUAUUGAGUCGAGCAAGCCUUGA